AUUCAACAUGAGUGCCACCACCACGACCGCCAAGAAGACCGCGCAAGCGCUGAUCAACUUUAUCGACAAGAGUCCGUCGCCGUUCCAUGCCGUGUACGAAACCGCCAAGGCAUUGACGUCCGCGGGCUUUACGCACCUCAAGGAAGAGGACAACUGGGAAAACGCUGUUCUCCCUGGCGGCAAGUACUUUGUCACGCGCAACCAAUCUGCCAUCGUCGCGUUCGCCGUGGGCGGCCAAUACAAGAAGGGCAACGGAUUCCACAUCGUGGGUGCGCACACCGACAGCCCGUGCUUGAAGAUCAAGCCCGUGUCCAAGAUCGAGAAGGAAGGCACGAUCCAACUCGGCGUCGAAACCUACGGCGGGGGUCUCUGGACGACCUGGUUCGACCGCGACUUGGGCGUUGCCGGCCGCGUGUUUGUCCGCGAGAGCGACACGAGCAUGACCAGUCGCCUCGUGCUCGUGAACCGCCCCAUCCUGCGCGUGCCCAUGCUCGCGAUCCACUUGCAGGACGCCGACGCGCGCAAGGCGUUCAGCGUGAACGCGGAAGAACACCUGCGACCUAUCUUGGCCACGGCCGCCGCCGCCGAACUCACGGGCGCCCGCCCGGUGGACAAGUCUGCAUCGCACCAUCCGUUGUUGCUGGACUUGUUGGCGACUGAACUCAACGUGUCCGUGGACCAAAUCUGCGACUUUGAGCUGUCGCUGUUUGACACCCAAGCUGGUACAAUUGGCGGCAUCCUGGACGAGUUUGUGUUUGCCGCGCGCCUCGACAACUUGGCGUGUACGUGGUUGGCCACGCACGCGCUUCUCGAGUCGCUGUCUUCGCUUGAGUCGGAGACCAACGUGCGCGUCGCCGCCAUGUUCGACAACGAAGAGGUUGGGUCCAACUCGCUCAUGGGCGCCGGCUCCAACUUCCUCGAAAGCGUCAUGCACCGCGUGAGCGCGGGUCAGUUCAGCGGCGAAGGCGUGCGCAAGUCUAUGCUCAUCUCUGCCGACAUGGCACAUGCUGUGCACCCCAACUACGCCGCCCGCCAUGAGCAAAACUCCAAGCUCCAGAUGGGCCAGGGCCCUGCCAUCAAGUACAACGCCAACCAGCGGUAUGCCACGACCGGCGAAACAUCCUUCUUGCUCAAGGAGAUUGGCCGUCGACACAACCUGGAUGUGCAGUCGUUCGUGUCGCGCCAAGACUGCGGAUGCGGCUCCACCAUCGGCCCGAUCUUGUCGACGCACACGGGUAUCCGCACCAUCGAUGUGGGCGUGGCCCAGCUGAGCAUGCACAGCAUCCGUGAAAUGUGCGGCGUCUCCGACGUCGAGAAGUCCGUCGCGCUGUUCAAGGCAUUCUACAACGACUUUACUACCGUCGACGGCUUUGUCAAGACCGAUUAAGACACACUUGUUAAUGCAAUCUCUGGCUUACUAGUGACGA
Messenger RNA from Aphanomyces astaci, 1427 nucleotides. RefSeq lists its product as hypothetical. Gene Ontology annotation, molecular function: aminopeptidase activity; zinc ion binding. Bases 8 to 1387 code for a protein of 459 amino acids. NCBI's taxonomy places the organism in Eukaryota, Oomycota, Saprolegniomycetes, Saprolegniales, Verrucalvaceae. The transcript has 5 exons. The record is from RefSeq and is a predicted model, not a curated record. Gene Ontology annotation, biological process: proteolysis.